AGAAUGUGUUUCCGGAAAAUGGAAUGAACUAUCCGACUGGAAAAUUGUGGCGACAAGAUGGCGGCGUGGUACGAAGAUUCGGCACUUCUCCGCGACGAGGUCGCGCGAGCAAUCGGAGGGUACAAGGGCCAAGUGGCGGAGAGAUGGCAUGUCAUCCCCGUGGGUUGCAAGAAGUUUUCGGUAGAGGACGAGGCGAUGAGGAUGUUGGUUGACGAUCCUGAGACCCCGUUGGGUCUUCGUGCAAGUGCGCAGCAUGGAAAGUUUGAUGUGGACGAUGACGAGGUCACGCGAUGCAUUCUUCGACUGGGAGACAUGGUCGGUCACGACGAUCCCGACCUCCUCUACGGCAUGGACGUGUUCACGUACAUUCAGUUUGACGUGGAAGAUGCGGCAGGCAAGUUCUUUCACUUCGACAUGAUCAUGAACGAAGGCAACGCGGAUGCGAACACGGGGUUCUUUGCCAUCGUGUUCAACCGAUCGAGUGAAAAGGAAGAAGUCGCACACUGCAUGACGCACGACGAUUCGGAGACCAAGAUCACGUGGCUAGAUGAGUCCAUGCUGCAGCGAUACGCUCCUCACGACGGCUUGUUGCCACCCACCACGGACAAGCACUUGCCCCGUCAUUCUUGCGCAGAUGCGACCUACAGAGACCUGCACCACGAAUUCUUUGAGAGCAGCAUGGGCCUCUGUGGAAUCGCCUUGGGCCAUGACGACGACAUGAAUCAACUGGAACUAUUGACCGCGGUUGCAGCCAAAUUGUCCGAAAAGCCCGCGUUCUUUCCAACAGUCGUGCCCAAGGACCUCAUGGAGAAAACCAAGGCUGCCUACUUGAAGGAAGUGCUGCAUGGAGUCCCCAACGACGUGUGGCAGCUCACUGGCGACUAUUUGUCUUCCGCAACGCUUUACCACGACCGGGACGUGUCACGUCCGUUCCGGGAUGUGGAUCGAUGGAACGACUAGUUGUUGCCUCUGUGAAGAAGCUGGACAUAGCGAACAAUCCCAUCGAAUGAAAAGCAAGUGCACGGCAUGAGGUACAUGCUCGACGUCGCAGUUCUCAUGCUCCAGUGCAAAUUCGUUGCAUUUGGGGAGAUAUACAUCCCCACACGGACAAAGCACUGCACUCUAAAAGGCCAGCACGGUCCCUGCUUCUUGAGAUGGGUAACAUGUCGAGCCAAACGUCAGCGACCCAGCGCAAUCCAAACAGUGGAGCGUGCCGUCAUGGCUGAGAACGCCCGUUUGAUUGAUACGCAUCCUGCUUGAACUGAACGAUAUGCCGGCAGCGGCGGUGGUCUCUACCAGGGAGUUGCAUGCCA
Messenger RNA from Aphanomyces invadans, 1313 nucleotides. RefSeq lists its product as hypothetical. Lineage: Eukaryota; Oomycota; Saprolegniomycetes; Saprolegniales; Verrucalvaceae. Bases 58 to 960 code for a protein of 300 amino acids. The transcript has a single exon. The record is from RefSeq and is a predicted model, not a curated record.